This is a messenger RNA of Megalobrama amblycephala (Wuchang bream), 1257 nucleotides long. It is a transcript of the gene snx22, whose product is annotated as sorting nexin 22. The record is from RefSeq and is a predicted model, not a curated record. The transcript has 6 exons. Lineage: Eukaryota; Metazoa; Chordata; Actinopteri; Cypriniformes; Xenocyprididae. Gene Ontology annotation, molecular function: phosphatidylinositol phosphate binding. Bases 1 to 1122 code for a protein of 373 amino acids.
AUGGUUAUCCAGAUCACUCCUCCAGCCACGGUGAGGGAGCGGAUGGCUCUUGUUCGGGCGGUGCUGGCUCUGCGACAGGAGGGGAGAGAGACAGGGUGUUUUGCCCAGUUUUUUUUGACAUUUUCAAGAGGGCUGCGGUAUAAUGAUGAGGCGCUGAAAGAAAUAUUUAAUGGUUGCCUGGAUGACCCGUUGCCUCUGUGGGAGUUGAAGGGACUGGAGGACCUGGAUUUUUGGGGGUUCGUCCACUAUCUCGAACAUCGGAGUGGGUGGGCCACACUGGGUCAGCCGGACCCCGUUCCAACCAGUGAGUUCGAUCUAGAUCCCGCUCCAGCUCGUGAGUCCGUUCCAGAGGCCACAAAGGAGGUGAGCACUGAAUCUCUGCCUCACCCAGGUAAAAAGAGGAGGAGGAGGAGGAGGAAGGCUUCCUUCAUCCUUCAAGGCCCGGAGGCCUCUCCAGAGCCCGCUCCAGUCAAAUCAUCACUACACAAUGUGUUCUCAUGGUAUUUAUUGAAGUCUGAUUUAGUGGACCUUCUUGUAUUUCAGCUCUUCAGGGUGGAGAUUCUCUUCAAUGGAAGGAAACACUUUGUUUUACGGCGGUACAGUGAAUUUCAGACGCUUCACAGGAAGCUGAAGAAGAUCCUGCGCGCUCCAGAUUUCCCUAGUAAGAGAAACCAGCACCUGCGAACCAAACCACUGGAGCAAAGACAACAGGAACUGGAGGACUACAUGCAGGUGAUUCUGUAUCAGAAUGAUGUUGUUCCUCAAGAGCUCCUGGACUUCCUGCAGGUCAAACAUUUUCAUUCAGCGAGCAAGAACUGCAGCUCUGAUGAAAACCAGUCAGACGACUGUCAAGAGCAAGGAUACAGAUUUCAGUCAUUCCAUCAGCGAGUAGUUGGUUUCUCGACUGACCCUUACCACCAUGAAUCCAGAUCAGAUCUCCCUGAUAUCGUCACGGCCGGUGUCCUGCAGGGUUUCUACCCUAGAGACGUCAAAGUGAGCUUCAAAAAGAGCAGUGGUAAACCCAGCGGUCUCGCCUGUGCACCAGAGCUGCCCGUGCAUCCCAGAAUCCCCACUAUUACCAUAAACAGAAGUGACAUCAGCUCAGAGUCAGAGAGAAUAUAAGUGCAAUCGCUGCAGUGUUGCCUAGCAACUCCAUCUGCUUUAAACGUGCCUUUGCAUGUUAAUUUCGACUGAAUCUUUCAUCUUUAAGAUAGUAUGUAAAUUGUACAAAACUGUCAAGGUCAUUUUCCAACCUUA